AAGUUUCCCCCUCGCUCUGCGCACCGCCGGCCCUCUCACGAACCGUACCGGAGGACGGAUAGGAAAACUCCCCGCUGCAGAGCCCGUGCGCCCCGGCCUCUUCACGCUCCGACCCCGGGUCCGCUCCGGUGCGUUUAAAAAGGAUUAAUGAGCCAAAAAGGCACCAAACUUCUCAUUUAAGGCUCAUUUUUCGGCGUUGCGCCUGGACGUGCCUGCUUUUCUCCACCUCUCCUUUCGUUAUUAUUCACUCCGCUCGAGGAUACCUGGACCUCUUACUGAUGGAACAGGGUCACUCCAACGUUCUCCUGCAGCCGCCCAACACCACCUAACAUUUCCUGGAAAAACGUGUCCAUCGCCCGCUCCCAACAAACAUGGACUGUUUUCCCAUGCUUUAUUUUCUGUCGGUAAAGACAUCAUGAUUCCUGGUAAUCGAAUGCUGAUGGUCAUUUUAAUAUGCCAAGUCCUGCUGGGAGAGAGCAACCAUGCUAGUCUGAUACCUGAAGAAGGGAAAAAGAAAGUACCGGGCCUUCAGGGUCGUUCGGCCGCUCAGAGCCAUGAACUGCUGCGGGACUUCGAGGCCACGCUGCUGCACAUGUUCGGCCUCAAGAGGCGGCCGCGGCCCAGCCGCUCCACCACGGUGCCCCGCUACCUGCUGGACCUCUACCGCCUGCAGUCGGGGGAGGCCGAGGAGGCUGGGGGGCAUGACAUCGCUUUUGAGUACCCAGAGAGGUCAGCCAGCCGGGCCAACACUGUGAGGGGCUUCCACCAUGAAGAGCACAUGGAAAAGGUGCACGAUCUGGACGUUGGCGAGACCACGCCCUUUCGCUUCCUGUUCAACCUCAGCAGCAUCCCGGAGGAUGAGCUGCUCUCUUCCGCCGAACUUAGGCUCUACCGUCAUCAGAUUGACGAGGUCGUCGCUAACGCCCUCUCAGACGAGCAGGGGCUUCACCGGAUAAACGUGUAUGAGGUGCUGAAGCCCCCGCGGCCCGGGCAGCUCAUCACGCAGCUCUUGGAUACGCGGCUCGUGCGGCAAAAUGCGUCACAAUGGGAGAGCUUCGACGUCAGCCCCGCCGUGCUGCGCUGGACUCGUGAGCGCCUCCCAAAUUACGGGCUGGCUGUGGAGGUGCAGCACCUCAACCAAACGCCGCGUCAACAGGGCCGACACGUCCGCAUCAGCCGCUCGCUACACCAGGAGCCUGGUGAGGACUGGGAGCAGCUGCGCCCCCUCCUGGUUACCUUUGGCCACGACGGGAAGGGUCACCCACUGACCCGCCGGACCAAGCGCAGCCCCAAGCAACGGGGCCGCAAACGCAACCGCAACUGCCGGCGCCACGCACUCUACGUGGACUUUAGCGACGUAGGCUGGAAUGACUGGAUAGUGGCGCCCCCUGGUUACCAGGCUUAUUACUGCCACGGGGAAUGCCCCUUUCCUCUGGCAGAUCAUCUGAACUCAACCAACCACGCCAUUGUUCAGACACUGGUGAACUCUGUGAACAACAACAUUCCCAAGGCCUGCUGCGUGCCAACAGAGCUCAGCGCCAUCUCCAUGCUCUACCUAGACGAACACGACAAGGUGGUCCUAAAAAACUAUCAGGAAAUGGUAGUGGAGGGCUGCGGCUGCCGCUAACACACAGACUAUCUGCAACAUGGACUUGGACUAGAGACUUGAAAAAAGCAACAUGGACGCUCAAACAAAUCAGAAGGUCUUUACUCCAAAAAAAAAAAAAAAAGUUCACUUGGACCCUUAUUUAUAACGUUUAUGUUGAGGUGUAUGUUUGUCUCACUUUUUUUUUUUCUUUGACAAUAUGAUCAUAUAUUUUGACAAAAUAUAUAUAUAUAUAUUUAUAUCUACAUAUUAAAAAUAAAUUGAGUCCUUAUUUUAAACAUAAAAAGCUGUACAACUUUUCAUAAUGUACAUUAGAUUGUAUAAGUUUUUUUAUUGAGAAAAUAGUAAAAACAAUCUAAAAAGUAAAGUUUAUUUACUUGUAAUAUUUAUUGCUUUCAUAUUAUAUACAUUUUUGGAGAAAAAAAAAUAAAAACAUGACUUGCUUCCAAUAAUACAUUCAAACCAAGCACAAGAUACAUGCUUUGUGUAUUUGCCUAAAUUAGAGCACUGUGUAAAACUGUCACUUUUUAAAGGAAACAGGGGAAAUGAUCUGAAAUCUGCACUGAUUCAUUUGAAUCCAUCCCUUGAGACAGAAUGAAUUUGAUCAUUUUAUGUAUCAGAUAUAAGGGUGUGUGUAAACAAGUUGGCAGUAAAUUUCAGUUUUGGUUUCAACAUGAAUUUGGAUUUAAAUUCUACACCUUUAUCAUAGUUAUCUUUUGGCCUUUUAAUGUGUUUCAAUCAACUUUCAUCUAAAACACAAGAUAAAAGCAGAGGAAUCUUUCUGAUGCUCUGGCUUAUUAUUCACCAUUUCAACACCAUUCCACGAUUCACAUUUCACCAAAAAAAGAUGAAUAUUGGAAAUUAUCGUCCUGUGAUGGAUUUUCUCAGUUUUCGGUUACAGAAGCUGUCACAGAAAUGCAAUGCCAUUUCAAAGCGUGUGCCCCCGUUAGAGCGAAGGCCUUAUUGUUCUCAUAUUUCACUUUUAUGUCAACCUGACUAACAUGUGGUGGUUGGACACUCGCUAAUCCAAUUGCAGCCGGGGCGGGCUGUUGAGCCUGACUGUGGGAGAGUGACUCUAUUGUUCUUGACGUCCCCCACAUCGGGGGCAUGAUUGUGGCCGAUGCGUCCUGCCCUGACACAAGACGGCUGAGUCCUCAGAAGAAUCAAAGGUUAGACGCUCUGUCUCCUGCCUUUGUCUUUGGCGGCUCAUGCCGGCAGAGCAAAGACGCCUGUCUCCAACCUGUGCCCCACCACACAAUGGGCUUCUACAUCACUUAUUUACAAGCUGACGGCUGGCCCAAAUUAUAUGAUAAUGUUUGGAGAGAGUGACUACUUUGAACUGCCGAGGGGGGGGGGGAGCUUUGCGUUGCAUUGUUUGUUCUGCAGAGGGUGCCCUGUACAUCAUCGUGUCUCGGGGGUAAACAACUGGACGUUAUUAAAAUAUAAACAAAUCAUAAUAUGAUCACAAUUCUAAAGAAUCUUUUAUCUGCUAGUUUUUACGCAUGAACCCAACUUUUAAACACAAAUUGGUGUUUUUCUCAGGAAUUUUUUUUAAAUGGUAAAGCUCAACUCCAAAGAUAUUUAAGUAGUAUGUUGUCUCAAAUAAAUUAUGAAUGACAAGUUGAUUUCCUAAAUGCAAAGGUCAGGUUUUCUGCAGGAGCAUGUGCGGCCCCCUCAGGCUGCCUGAUGGCCGCUGGGCUUCUCUUUGAUGCCCACUUAGCGUCAGAAAUUAGGGAGAGGUGCUU
Messenger RNA from Hippoglossus stenolepis (Pacific halibut), 3351 nucleotides. It is a transcript of the gene bmp4, whose product is annotated as bone morphogenetic protein 4. The record is from RefSeq and is a predicted model, not a curated record. The transcript has 4 exons. Gene Ontology annotation, molecular function: growth factor activity; BMP receptor binding; cytokine activity. Bases 416 to 1627 code for a protein of 403 amino acids. NCBI's taxonomy places the organism in Eukaryota, Metazoa, Chordata, Actinopteri, Pleuronectiformes, Pleuronectidae. Gene Ontology annotation, biological process: SMAD protein signal transduction; negative regulation of apoptotic process; negative regulation of transcription by RNA polymerase II. Gene Ontology annotation, cellular component: extracellular region.